GCCCCCGGUGUGGGCCGGUCCUGGGUGGGGUGAACCGUCUGGAGACCUACGCGCUCCGGCUCCUUUUGAACCAGGACAUCAUGGCUACUGCAGCAAGCCGUUACUACAGCGAAGACGGCAGGGCAACAAAGAGGCAGAAAACCGACGGAAUGGCCACUGGGUAUGAGGAUCCACACAAGCCUCUCCCUUCUCUGGUGGUGCACGUACGAGGACUGGUGGAUGGUGUUACCGAAGCAGAUUUGGUGGAGGCGCUGCAAGAAUUCGGCACCAUAAGCUAUGUUGUUGUGAUGCCUAAGAAGCGCCAAGCUUUGGUGGAAUAUGAGGACAUGAAUGGAUCAUCCACAGCUGUAACAUAUGCUGCUGACAACCAAGUUUACAUUGCGGGCCAUCCGGCUUUCAUUAACUAUUCCACUAGUCAGAAGAUCUCCAGGCCUGGGGACUCAGAUGACUCUCGCAGUGUCAACAAUGUUCUCCUUUUUACCAUCAUGAACCCAAUUUACCCGAUCACUACAGAUGUUCUCUACACCAUCUGCAACAACUGUGGCCCAGUUCAAAGAAUUGUUAUAUUUCGGAAGAAUGGAGUCCAGGCCAUGGUUGAAUUUGAUUCUGUGCAAAACGCCCAACGUGCCAAGGCAUCUCUCAACGGCGCAGAUAUCUACUCAGGCUGUUGCACUCUCAAGAUUGAGUAUGCCAAGCCUACUCGUCUGAAUGUGUUUAAGAAUGAUCAAGACACUUGGGACUACACAAACCCUAAUUUGGGCGGACCAGAUGACUCAAAUGCCAAUCCAAACAAGCGUCAGAGGCAGCCAGCACUUCUGGGAGACCACCCCCCAGAGUAUGGAGGAGGAUAUCAUGGUUACGAUGAAGGCUAUGGAUCACAACCUUAUGAGGGCCGGCGCAUGGGCCCUCCAAUGAGAGGUCGAGGAGGAAGGGCAUAUGGACCCAACUAUGGGCCCCCGCCCCCUCCCCCAGGAGAGUAUGGGGCCCAUGCUGAUUCUUCUGUGGUCAUAGUCUAUGGGCUCGAGCCAACCAAAAUAAAUGCAGACAGGGUCUUCAACAUUUUUUGCCUUUAUGGCAAUGUUGAGCGGGUGAAAUUUAUGAAAAGUAAGCCUGGUGCAGCUAUGGUUGAAAUGGGGGAUUGCUUUGCUGUGGACCGUGCUUUAAGUCAUCUCAACAACACUUUCCUUUUUGGACAAAAGUUAAAUGUGUGUGUGUCCAAGCAGCAGGCCAUUGUGCCCGGACAAUGCUACGAAUUGGAAGAUGGAACAAGCAGUUACAAGGAUUUCCACGGCACAAGAAAUAAUCGCUUCACCUCUCCAGAACAAGCAGCUAAAAACCGCAUUCAGCAUCCCACCAAUGUCUUACACUUCUUUAAUGCUCCACCAGAUGUCACUGUAGAGGUUUUCACACAGAUGUGUGAGGAAGUCGGUGUGAAGAAUCCUGCGGAUGUUAAAAUGUUCACUGGAAAAAGUGGUGCUGCCCCAAGUGACCGGAGCGCUUCAGGCCUGCUGGAGUGGGAGUCUAUCAACGAUGCUAUGGAAGCAUUAGCUAUGCUGAACCACUAUCAGAUGAAGAAUUCAGCUGGACCUUACCCAUACACCCUGAAGUUGUGCUUCUCCACUGUGCAGCAUGCAAACUAAAGCAGAAUGAAGUCCUGUUUGGAAGAGAGAUUUUCACAUGUUUAGAGGAUGUACAUCAUGUCUUGUAACAUACUUUUUUACUGAUUUAGUUUUGCAUUUUAUUUUCUGCUUGUUGGGCUCCUCCGUGUCCCUUGAUUGGCUUGUUCUGUGUUUUUUUGUUAUUUUUUCAGUUUUAUUGCAUUAAACAAGGUGGAUUCAUAUUCACCAUCCUUACAGGCCAUAAUGAGUAGGUUUACAUGGGUUGGUUUUAAUAUGUUAGUAAAUAGAUGGUUGGCAGUGCCAAUGUUUUACUCCAUUGUUUAACAACCUGUGGAAUGAAAACAUUAGCAAUGGUGACCCUAUGAACCCGGAGAAGACUGAACUGCAUCCUUGAUUUUAAUUUCAAUUCUGCCAUCUACUUUAAUAGGUUUUAGUCAAUCAAAGGCAUGACAUUAAGUGGUUAAAAUAAAAUUUGUGGAUGUUUUAUUUGAGUUUCCAGUUGAGCAGAAGUUCUGUAUGUUCAGCAGAUAGUUCAGUAUUUGUUCGACUCUAUUUUAUAUUCUAAAACAAACGUAUGCAGUGUAUGUGAAUGAGUGAAAUAAACCCAUGCAGACCCACUGAGAA
This is a messenger RNA of Boleophthalmus pectinirostris (great blue-spotted mudskipper), 2243 nucleotides long. RefSeq names its product heterogeneous nuclear ribonucleoprotein L-like. Bases 81 to 1640 code for a protein of 519 amino acids. Gene Ontology annotation, biological process: regulation of RNA splicing; mRNA processing. Gene Ontology annotation, molecular function: mRNA binding. Lineage: Eukaryota; Metazoa; Chordata; Actinopteri; Gobiiformes; Gobiidae. The record is from RefSeq and is a predicted model, not a curated record. Gene Ontology annotation, cellular component: nucleus. The transcript is spliced from 13 exons.